Messenger RNA from Ophidiomyces ophidiicola, 5541 nucleotides. RefSeq names its product rRNA biogenesis protein rrp5 (gene RRP5). The coding region runs from base 1 to 5541 and encodes 1846 amino acids. The record is from RefSeq and is a predicted model, not a curated record. The transcript has 2 exons. Gene Ontology annotation, cellular component: nucleolus; small-subunit processome. NCBI's taxonomy places the organism in Eukaryota, Fungi, Ascomycota, Eurotiomycetes, Onygenales, Onygenaceae. Gene Ontology annotation, biological process: rRNA processing. Gene Ontology annotation, molecular function: protein binding; RNA binding.
AUGGGCUCCGUCAAGCGAAAGGGAAAUGCUCCGGAAGAGAAGAGUUCUCGCCCCUCAAAAAAAAGAGUCAAGGUCUCGGAACAUGAGACGAAGAAGACUGCGAAUCGUGGAGGAAAGAAACUAGAAAGCAAAGCAACCGAACAAAACGACGGUAAAAAGAAGUCAAAAGAGCUGUCAAAUUUGACUUCAAAACCUACCAUUGUUUCUAUCCUACGUGAUGAAGCUCCGGCGUUCCCUCGCGGCGGUAACAACGCCUUGACACCGUUAGAGCGAAAACAAAUCCAAAUACAGGCGACUCGAGAUGUACUUUUCGAGCAAAAUGGCGGCACAGCUGGCGAUAUAUCCGAUCUUUACUCGGAGUUCGACAAAGAAACUCGCGAAGCUGACGGCGUUGAUAGAAUACCUUCACGGAAGAAGCAGAAAGGAAAGAAGAGUAAGAAGUCGACUGAAAUUUCUGUAAAACCAGAAGGCCCCAGAAUUGAGAGUCUUAGCUUUAAACGAAUUGAAGCGGGGUCCAAACUUCUGGGUCAAAUAUCCAGCAUAGGUGUUCACGACAUAUCGCUAGCACUGCCAAACAACCUGACAGGAUAUGUAUCCUGGACCGCUAUCUCAGACUUAUUAAAGAACAAGGUGGAGAAGUUGUUGGAAGAUGUGGAAAAUGACGACGAAGAGGAUUCCGACGACGACGAUGACUUUGAUCUCAAAACUUACUUCAAACUUGGCCAAUAUCUUCGAACAUCCGUUAUUUCGACUACAAGCGACAACGAAUCCGGAAAACUUAAAAAGCGUAUUGAACUAUCAAUAAAUCCUCGAGACGCAAAUUCGGGCCUUUCAAGAUCUGAUAUGGUAGUUGACUCUAUGGUACAAGCUUCAGUGAUCAGUGUUGAGGAUUAUGGCCUUAUUAUGGACCUUGGUCUCAAUGACGGGGACGCAAGAGGUUUCAUGUCUUCUAAGGAACUGCCAUCAGGAGUAAAGAUAUCCCAAGUUAGGGAGGGAUCGGUAUUCUUAUGUAUCGUCAUUGGCCACAAUGCUAGCGGUAGCGUUGUAAAGCUCUCAGCCAAUGCUCAGACAAUAGCACCUUCAAAGAAAUUGCGUUAUCUCGAUUCUGCUCCUACCAUCCUCUCUUUUCUCCCAGGCACCGCGGCAGAAAUUCUGCUAACAGAGGUCACUCCAACCGGCAUGGCAGGCAAAAUUAUGGGGAUGCUCGAUGCUGUGGUCGAUUCCGUGCAUUCUGGUUCAACUGACGAGAAAAAAGAUCUUACUCAAAAAUAUCGGCCUGGCAUGAAAGCUCAAGGGAGGAUUAUAUGCACAUACCCGUCAGACGGUACUCCUAAACUAGGAUUUUCAAUACUCAACCAUGUGCUCAAACUUACACCAACUUCCACAGACGAACCUCCAACCGAUAGGCCGAAUAUUUCUGCUAUAAUUUCUGAUGUUCGGGUCACAAGAGUUGAUCCGUCUUUAGGUCUCUAUGUUCAGCUGGGCGCAACCGGAUAUCAGGGCUUUGUUCAUAUUUCUAGAGUUAAAGAUGGCAAGAUUUCCGCCCUAUCGUCAACCGAAGGCACUUACCAGAUUGGGUCAUCCCAUGAGGGCCGUGUCAUCGGUUUUAACGCUCUGGAUAAUUUGUAUCUAUUGUCUUUUGAAAGGAAGGUCAUCGAGCAGCCUUUUCUACGACUUGAGGAUGUUGAUGUUGGUACAGUGGCAAAAGGAACUAUACAGAGACUUCUGAUUGGGCCUGGCGGUAUUGAUGGGCUGAUAAUCACGUUGGCUGAUGGCGUCAGUGGUCUAGUUCCAGCGACGCAUAUGGCAGACACGAAGCUACAACAUCCGGAGAAAAAGUUCCGCGAAGGCCAACAGGUAACUGUCAGAGUCCUGUCCGCCAAUUUGGAAAAGAGACAGUUACGGUUAACACUGAAAAAAUCGCUAUUGAAUAGCGAUGCUGCGAUUUGGAAAGACUAUAAAGAUAUUUCCCCUGGAAAUCAAUCUCCGGGUACCCUCGUGAGUAUCCAGCCGAAUGGUGCCGUCGUUCAAUUCUAUGGCGCUGUUCGAGGUUUUCUGCCAGUAUCGGAAAUGAGUGAAGCAUACAUCAAAGAUCCUUCCCAGCAUUUUACGGUUGGCCAAGUUGUAAAUGUCACUGUGUUAAGCAUCGAUGCAGAGCUGAACAGAUUAGUGGUAUCAUGCAAAGACCCGUCGACAGUGACAGAAACUUAUAAGGCUGCUUUCGCCGACGUGCACCCAGGCAUUCUUGUUUCAGGAACCGUAUUUGAGAAGUCCAGCGACGAUUUACUUCUUAAACUUGAUAACAAUGGCUUGAUAGCCAGGCUUAGUGUCGACCAAUUUUCGGAUUUAUCGACUUCUAAAUCCGCCUCCAAUUUUGCCCGUAUUCGAGUUGGACAGAAACUCCAAGAUUUAUUGGUGCUGAAUAUCCGUAAAGCCCACCGACUCAUUCAAGUUACUAACAAACCAAGCCUGAAGACGGCCCUUGAGCAGGGGAAGCUUCCCGUAAAGUUCGAGGACAUCCAGCUGAACUCCAGCGUAACAGGGCUCGUGAAGAACAUCACAUCAGAUGGCCUAUUCAUUGAGUUUCUAGGAGGCCUUACAGGGUUUCUUCCAAAGCGCUUGGUGACCGAUGAAUUUGUGGACCAGGCUGAUUUUGGUUUUGCGCGUACUCAACCGAUUACUGCUUCUGUUUCUUUUAUCGAGCAAGAUGUCCGAAGAUUUAUCUUAACAUUAAAACCAUUAGACAACAAGAGUGAGAAAUCAGACGUUCGCCAAGAAAAAAUGAAAACAGCAUCGGUAUCUGUCAACAAUCCUGUGGACGAGGAUAUCCAGUCAUCCAGCGAUUUUGAGCUUGGAAGAUGUACCAAGGCGAAAAUUACUUCGGUGAAGGAUACCCAGCUUAAUGUACUCCUUGCAGACAAUAUCCACGGUCGAAUAGAUGUGUCCGAGGUAUUUGACAAAUGGGAAGAUAUAAAAGACCGAAAGCGGCCUUUACGCCUUUUUAAACCUAAACAGAUUGUGCCUGUCAAAAUUUUGGGUAUUCAUGAUGCGCGAACUCAUAAGUUUCUCCCAAUCAGCCAUCGGUCAGGAAAAAUGCCAGUGUUCGAGCUUUCGGCCAAACCAAGCACUUUGAAUUGCCCAACUUUUGAACCUCUAACCUUGGAAAAACUGUGUGUUGGAGAUUUAUUGUUGGGAUAUGUCAAUAAUAUAGCCGACGGCUGUUUGUGGCUGAACGUUUCCCCAAAUGUACGGGGAAAGCUUAGAAUUACGGAUAUCCCCCACGACUUGGCUCUUGCAGGUGACAUCAAAACUUCGUUCCCAAUAGGAUCUGCUCUAAAGGUCAUCGUUACCGCAGUUGAUGUGGACAAGAAUCGCCUGGACCUCACAGUUAGCGACGGAAAGUCAUCGAAGGUGCUGGCAAUAUCUGAUCUUUCGAAAGGCAUGAUUCUUCUUGGCAGAGUAACAAAGGUGACCGAGCGCCAAGUCAUCGUUGAGCUCAAUAACUCGCUUGUGGGCGUGAUUGGCUUAAUGGACAUGGCCGAUGACUAUUCAAAAGUAAAUACUGGGAAUUUCUACAAGAAUGAGGUUAUCCGAGUCUGCGUUGUGGCUAUUGAUGCGCCAAAUAAAAAAAUAACUCUUUCCGUCCGCCCAUCUAAAAUCCUUAGUUCAUCUCUUCCGGUAGAAGACCCAGAAAUUACGUCCAUUCAGCAAGUUAAUGUCAACACUAUUGUUCGUGGUUUCAUCAGAAGAGUCGCUGAUAUUGGUUUAUUCGUGGCCCUUGGUCAUAACGUAACGGCCUACGUUCGUGUCUCGGAUAUAUCCGAUUCCUAUAUCAAAGAAUGGCAAGACGAAUUCCAAGUUGAUCAAGUCGUUCAAGGAAGAGUAACCCUAGUGGAUGUUGAUUCCAAAAAGAUUCAGAUGAGUUUAAAGCGCUCGGUACUUCACCCGGAUUAUAAAGCUCCAAUGAGGCUUAAGGAUUUGAAAAAAGGACAAAUAGUCACUGGGAAGGUUCGAAAAGUUGAAGAAUUUGGCGCUUUCAUUACAAUUGACGGGUCGGCGAAUCUCAGUGGCCUCUGUCAUAGAAGUGAAAUGGCAGAACAUAAAGUUGCAGAUGCCCGUAAACUCUAUGAAGAAGGCGAUUUGGUGAAAGCCAAAGUUCUCAAUAUCGACCUGGAGAAGGACCGGAUGUCUCUCGGGUUAAAAGCGGCAUAUUUCAAAGAUGACGAUGAUGGUGAUUUGGAUAUGGCCGAGACCGACGAGGAGUCAAGCAGCGAUGAUGAAUUUGGUGGAGUAGCUCUUGAUAAUGCCAGUGAAGAUGGCCUCUCUGAUGAUGAUGCGGACAUCAUGUUGGACGGCGGACAUUUUUCUCAUGAAAUGGACAAUGCAGAUGAAGAUGAAUUAGAUGAACAUAAUGACGUAUCCAUGUCUGACAGAGAUGAUGCCAUGGAAGAAGGUGGUUUGGAUGUUGGUGCCUUCGACUGGACAGGGAAUGCCGAUCCGGUCCAGAACGACGAUGCCUUCCCAGAAUUCAACUCGGAUGAUGAGGGUUCAUUCAAGAAGAAAAAGCGCCGAAAACCCGAGAUUCAAAUCGAUAGAACCGGCGAUCUUGAUACAAAUGGACCCCAAACAGUGGCGGACUACGAACGACUACUUCUAGGCGAUCCUGAUUCAAGUUUGCUUUGGUUAAAAUAUAUGGCUUUCCAUCUUGAACUGGGAGAAGUUGACAGAGCUCGGGAAAUUUCUGAACGAGCUCUGAGGUCAAUCGGCAUCGGACAGGAUACAGAAAAAUUCAACGUCUGGGUUGCGAUGCUUAACUUAGAGAAUACCUUUGGUACCAAUGAUAGUCUUGACGAGGUUUUCAAGCGAGCGUGUCAGUAUAAUGAUGCACAGGAGAUACAUGAAAGAAUGGCAAGCAUUUUCAUCCAGUCUGGCAAACCGGAAGUAUGUACAAAACUCCCUGUUGAUAUUUCUUUUCUAAUACUAACCCUUCGCCAGAGAGCCGACGAGAUCUUCCAAUCAGCUCUCAAAAAGAAAUUCUCUCAGUCUCCGAAUCUAUUUUUGAACUACGCUAACUUCCUCUUCGAUACUAUGGCUGCGCCAGACAGGGGCAGAGCUCUAUUGCCCCGAGCCAUUCAAUCGCUUCCUGCGCACACACAUAUUGAAUUAACCUCCAAAUUUGGACAGUUGGAAUUCCGAUCACCAAACGGCGAUAUUGAACGUGGUAGAACUGUUUUCGAAGGACUGAUCUCUGCAUUCCCCAAGCGGGUUGAUAUAUGGAACAUCCUGCUUGACCUCGAAAUGAAAGUCGGCGACGCUGAACAAGUCAGAAGAAUAUUUGAGCGGGCUCUUGGGAUUGGUCACGGUAUCAAUAUCGAUGGCACCAAGUCUGACAAAAAACGACUAAAGGACAAACAGGCCAAGUUUUUCUUCAAGAAAUGGCUUGCCUUUGAAGAGAAGAUGUCAGGUGAAAACAGCAAAAUGGUUGAUGAGGUUAAGGCGAGAGCGGCAGACUAUGUCAAGUCGCUUAAGGGAGAAGCCUAG